AAAAGUCAGUCAGAAAUUUAUUUGGUUGAAACAUACCUGGUAGUUUCCUUUGGUGAAGGCCGGCCUAUCUAUUGAAAAAAAAAUGAAAGAAUAAGUGGGAGAUUAUUUCAAUUUCCGAAGAAGGUGUUACAAAACAAAAACAUGAUUGAAAAUUAUUAAGUCCCAGGUUUUUAACUCCCCUUGCGUAGAUCAUAUAUAAGUGCUACUCUUUCAAGGAAGAUGAUCUCCCUUGCUGCUUUAGCGUUGAUGACGCUUCCAGACCACCGAAGAUUAUUCCAAAUGGUACCUGAUGACAUUAAGCAUAUGUGGAAUGAGUGGGCAUUGCGUGCCCUGCUUUUGAUCAGCCUUGCUUCUCAGAUCAUAUUAAUUUUACUAGGCAAUGUUCGAAAAUAUAAUCCAAGAACACGGGUCAGAAUGGCUCUCUGGUUUGCCUACAUAAUGACAUCAGCAGUCGCAUCAGCAGCUCUUGGUGUUAUAAUCCGAACUGCCUUUGAUGUAUCCACUGACUCUCAUACCCUUUCACAACUUCAUAAAAUAAGCACUAGUGAGUUCAUGUCUUUUUGGGCACCGUUUCUCCUUCUUCACCUUGGGGGUCCAGAUACUAUCACCGCUUUUGCGUUGGAAGAUAAUGAGCUUUCAUUAAGACAAUUUAUGGAGAUCAUUUUUCAAUCAGGAGUGGCUCUUUAUAUCCUCUUGUUGUCAUGGCCCGGGUGUUCCCAUCUCCCGCUACUAAGUAUGCUGGUGUACAUGGCUGGUUUCAUCAAAUGCACUGAACGUAUCCGAGCUUUAAGGCAAGCAAAUACAGAGAAUCUCCGUGAAUCGAUGCUCGGUCCUCCUGACCCAGGUCCCGAUUAUCCCAAAUUCCUUGAGGAGUUCCACUUGAAAAAGUCUCAGGGGUUUAACGUGAAAAUUGUGGAGGUCGCCGAGACCCCUCUCCUAGCCGAUGAUCAUUCAUAUCCUGCAGAAGGUAAAGAAAUAUCAGAAGCUUAUGAUCUAUUUCAAACAUUCAAGCGUCUUUUUGUUGAUCUCAUCCUCACGUUUAAAGAUAGAGAUUAUAGUCAAUCCUACUUCCGCCAUCUUAAAUCAGAUGAUGCUUUCCGUGUAGUUGAGAUUGAACUUGGAUUUGCAUUUGACAUGCUUUAUACUAAGGCAAAUGUGGUGUAUACGUUUACUGGGCUCCGUCUGCGCCUCCUUAGCAUUAUUUUCCUUCUUAUGGUACCAGUUGGCUUCUAUUAUGUCCGUGGUGUGGACGAUUACCACUUUAUGGACAUUGUUAUAACUUACCUAUUAAUUGGUACAGCAAUCUUUAUGGAAAUAAUUGCAGUCUAUACCAUGCUGCGAUCUGAUUGGACUGAUCUUUGGUUGAGCCAAUGGAACCUAACCCGAAAAAUCCUCAUAUUCCCUUUCUUCAAAAAAGUGACCAAAAAAAGGUGGUCGGGUUCCAUUGCACAGUUUGACCUAAUCAGUGUUGCUCUUGAAGAGAAGCCCGCUAGUUUUUUGAAGAUUCAGAAAGCCGUUGGGAUAGAUGACAUUCGGGUAAAGCACCGCUACAAGACUUAUAGUAAAGUCUCUGAUGACCUAAAAGAGUUGAUCUAUUGUCAGUUUCGUGAGUUCAUGGUUUUAAAUUCCGACCCCAAAGCGUUAUGCACUCAUAAAGGAAGUUUUUCUCUCAGAAAGAAUGAGUGUGAUGCUCUGCUAUGGAGCAUCACUAAGGUGGAAUUCGAUCAAAGCAUCCUUAUAUGGCACAUUGCCACCACUCUCUGCUUUUUAGAGGUGGACAAUCAAGAUGGUGCUGACAUUGGUGUAUGUCGUACCGAAAGCAAGCACAUAUCUGACUAUCUGUUGUAUCUUCUCGUGUCAUACCCUCUUAUGUUACCAAGAGGUAUCGGCAUGAUCAGGUACCGUGACACCUGUGCUGAAGCCAAGCGUUUCUUCAACAAAAAAGGUUUGAUAACCGAAAAGGUUGAAGCCUGCAGAAAGUUGCUUGAAGUUGAUUGUAUGGACAUUUUGCCUAGUAUAGUGAAGGGGGAUCGAUGCAAGUCUGUCCUUUUUGAUGGCUGUAGACUCGCGUUGACUUUGAAAAAGAUGAAAAGAGAACGCAUCUGGAGAGUCACAAGUCAAGUAUGGAUCGAGAUUCUAGCCUACGCUGCUACUCACUGUAGCGGAUUCUUCCAUGAGCAGCAGCUUCGUAAAGGAGGGGAGUUCCUGACUCAUGUUUGGCUUCUGAUGGCACAUUUGGGCAUCACUGAGCAGUUUCAGGAAUUACAAGGUCAUGCUAGAGCUAGAAUUAUCGUCUGAUAAGUUAUCACCAUAAUGUAAUCAUCCAGUAAUUCGUGGCUUGCUAUGUGAAAGCUAGGAUCAAAUCACUAACAUUCUGUCAUUGCUUUCUUACAAAAUCAAUGUGAUGUAAUAUAUACAAUGUUAUGGCUUUAUGUAUAUAUACAAAUGAACAGGCUGUAUUUUGCGAA
Erigeron canadensis is the source of this 2468-nucleotide messenger RNA. RefSeq lists its product as uncharacterized. The coding region runs from base 220 to 2298 and encodes 692 amino acids. The transcript has 2 exons. Lineage: Eukaryota; Viridiplantae; Streptophyta; Magnoliopsida; Asterales; Asteraceae. The record is from RefSeq and is a predicted model, not a curated record.